GACAAUUUGCAAAUGGACCGAAGUAUACGGUUAUAAGUCCAGACAGACUUUACAACUGUUCGAAAUCAGAAGCUUAUUUUUAACAGAGCUGUGACUUAUCUAGAAGCCAAUACCCUGAAUCUAAAAUUCAGUUUACCCUUUUUGGUUUUAAGAUGAAAUUUUAAAGUUAAUCCGCCAUCCGAUAUGCAUACCCAGUAUUCAGCCGUUGAACCACUGGAAGGCAGUUCCCCUAUCUGGGACUAAGAUUCAUCUGAUGCGAUUUAAAAACAUUAGUUUUAAGUGCCGCGUAUUCAACCAAGUAAUGAUUUUAUCUAGCGCAACUUAAAGUAAGAAGGAAGCUUCAAUUAGAUCUGAAUGAAUAGCCAAGAAGUAUCAUCAGAUUACGUGGUUAUUUUAUAUAUCUUCUGUUUCUUUCGUCAUCUGAAGGUAUAAAGUGUAAAUACAAUACGGAACGUGAUUAAGCACUGAGCACAGCGGAAUUCUGCUAUUAAUCUCGUGGAAAACGGAACGUGGAAGAUUAUUUUCAACAAUCUUGUAAUAAAUCGUCAAAAGACGAAUGUACUAUGGGGUAUUUUCUGGAAAACCAGGACCACUACAUCCCUGAUGUCCGUUGAUCGGAUGUGCGUACGAUGCGCGAGGAGGAGCUGGAGGUGGCCCUGAAGGUGGUGAUCGUCGGUGACGGCGGAGUCGGCAAGUCCAGUAUGAUACAGCGCUACUGCCGCGGCACCUUCACCAGGGACUACAAGAAGACCAUCGGGGUCGACUUUCUUGAGAGACAGAUCGAGAUAGACGGCGAGGAAGUCCGACUGAUGCUGUGGGACACGGCGGGCCAGGAGGAGUUCGACGCGAUCACCAAGGCGUACUACCGCGGCGCCCACGCCUGCGUGCUCGCCUUCUCCACAACCGACCGAGACUCUUUCUUAGCGCUGCACUCCUGGAAGUUGAAAGUGGAGAAUGAAUGCGGCGAAAUACCAACGAUAAUCGUUCAAAAUAAAAUCGAUUUAAUGGAUCAAUGUGUGGUUGGACCAGACGAGGCGGAGCUAGUGUCGCGCGCGCUCGGCUGCCGGCUGAUGCGUGCGUCGGUGAAGGAGGACGUGAACGUGGGCGCGGUGUUCCGGGCGCUGGCGGCGCGCUGCCUGGCCGACGCGCGGCGGGACGACGCCGACGCCGCCAGCCGCUGCGUCACGCCCGCCAUAGGUACUUUCGCCAACCACAAUAGCAACGGGACGAUAUUACUGCGGCCGACGAAGCACCGGGCUGGUGCCAAGAAGAGAAACGUCCUCAAGAACGCGUGUAGAAUAUUGUAGUGCUUACUGAGGUAGUUCGAACGUUCCUUUUGUUUGACCGGUGCAGAUACAGGGAGUGGCGAUGGUAAAAUUUAAUUUCUUAAUUAUAGAGGAGAGAGUGGGAGAAAAUUAUCAAAAUAAAUAUUCUGUAGGUAGGUACCACCCUACUUGGGCCUUCCGGUUUGAAGGGUGGGUCAGCCGUUGUACGUUGAGACUACGGCCUCAUGUCUCAAGGCAGAGGGCUUUCACGUUGUGAGGUCUAUUAACCUGUGUAUUGCAUAAAAAAUUUAAAAACAGUAAACAUUGCUAAGAAAUGUAUUUCUUUGUAAUGGAAUUUCAUGACGUGUAUAUAGUUAAUACAUAUUUUGCACGUUAUUUAUUAACGUUACAUAUCGCGACUUAAGAAUUGAAGUGUCUCAAUUCAAAAUUCUUGUUAUUUUGGUAAACAUAAAAAAUGUAAUUGAAGAAUUGUAGUUUUUCACGGUUUCAGAUUUUAAUACUUUCAACCUUAUUGCGCAUACCUUAAAGUUUAAAGUAUGCGCUUAAUUUAAAAGAGACGGCCAGUGUCAGUGCUCUGUUCUUUUCUAAACUAAAAUAUAAAUUUAAUUUUUAAUUUUAAAAAUUUCGUUUUGUAAUCUUAUAGAAUACACAGCAACACAUUUGUAAGUCGUUCAAACUUAUAUUCUUAAAAAAUUUUAGUUAGGCCACUUCAAUUCUAAAGGUGACAUGUAUGAGUAUCUAACAGAAUGUUUUAAAGUAAUUAAAAAUACAAGACGACGGAUUGAUUUAAAAUUUUGCAAACGAGAAAAUACAAUAAUUUAAUUACUUUUUUUUUUUAAUACUCUGACCAAGAUUACCAGAAAUUAUCAUUUGAAUCCUUAAUUCGGUUUGCUUUUGGAGCGUGUUUUUUAAGUCUUUAAACUACUUUUAAUGUUGUUUUGGUUUGAGAGACGACUUGCGUGGUUCGACUUUUCAUUUGGCAUUGUAUUUUAUUAUAAAAUUUGUAAUUGUAAAAUUAAAAACAUCCGAUGAAUAUAUAACAAAUAAAUAUAUAUUCUUAGUUUAUUACUUUUAAAAAAAAAAUACGAAUUUAAAUCCGUGUGUCACAAUGUUAAAAUUUAAGUGUUUUAUUAUAAGCUUUGUGUUUUAGAUGUUUUCGUACUCUGUAUAAAUCAUAGAUAAUAGUCGUAAGUUUUUUGUAAAUGUUAGCACAGAUUCGUUUGGUAAUAUUAUAGGAUACCUUUGAAUAAAAACAGCUCGGGAUUUUUUAUCUAUUUAUCUGGCGAACAAUCAGUGUGCUUAUUACGAGGUUUUUUUCACCUUAUCCAUAGCGUCAAAGUUAAUUCAAAUUUAUAUACAGUUGGAUCAGCGCCCCUGGCGGCAAACGUAGGCAAACUUUCCAACUUCAUACAAAUUUGAGUUAACUUUUACGCUAUCGAGAACGUUAAAAAACUCGCACUAAGCCAUAGACGAGACUGGAGGUAAAGUGAAAGCGUUCACUCCGAAGAAAUCAAUAAAUUGGCAGAAGAAUAUAUCCUCUUAUUGCUUAAUAAUAUUCAGCGCCAAACAUCAAAUUGAUUUGAUUUAGUAAUCGAUUCAUAAGCUUUUGAUAAUAUAGGUUUUAAAAAAAAAAGCCACGAACGAGUAUUUCAUCAACCGUUUACAAUAUAACCGUUAAUAUUGUUUGUAGAAAAAUGUUUAGAAAUUUGAUCUAUUAUAAUUGCUAUCACAAGCCGGAAACAAUGAAAUACUAUUGUUGUCGGUAAGGACGGUUUGAUAGUACUCAUGUGGUGAGUAUUGGCGAAGUGGAGCUGUGCACAAUAGGCCACAAAUCACCACCCUGCCUAUUUCUGCCGUGAAGCAGUAAUGCGUUUCGGUUUGAACGACGGGGCAGCCGUUGUACUGUUAAAAGUGAGACUUCAGAACUCAUGUCUCAAGGUGAGUGUCGGCAUUUACGUUAUAGAUGUCUAUGGGUUCCGGUAACCACUUAACAUCAGGUGGGCCGUGACUCGUCCACCAAUCUAAGCAAAACAAAGUAUAUUAACUGCGUUAUAGAAUAUGGGCUUUGUGGUAGUACAUAUGUCGUAAAAGUCGACCAAUCUACAGGGUGUUGUAUCAACGUGACGGUGACGGUUGUUCCCAUAGCGUAACAUGACGUCAUUGAUUAUGGCGCUAAAAGGGUUUUCCUACCCCCACUCAACCGACCACAAAACAAAAAAUCAAUGCUCAACAAACACUAGUGUGCUUAGUGAGAGUUUUUUAACGAUCUCGAAAGCGUAAAAGUUAGAAAGUUUGUCAGCGUUUGCCGCUAGGGGCGCUGUUCCAACUACAUACAAAUUUGAGUUAACUUUUACGUUAUCGAGAACGUUAAAAAGCUCGCACUGACCACACUGAUGAAUACGCGUAAUUAUUUUAGCUGAUCACUACGUAUACUUGUAAAUAUUGAAGUGUAAUUUUGUACAAUUUUAAAUAAAUUAUUAUUAAAA
Molecule: messenger RNA, 3772 nt
Organism: Bombyx mori (domestic silkworm)
Lineage: Eukaryota; Metazoa; Arthropoda; Insecta; Lepidoptera; Bombycidae
Product: ras-related protein Rab-23
Exons: 6
Coding region: 630-1307 (225 amino acids)
Biological process (GO): vesicle-mediated transport
Molecular function (GO): GTPase activity; GTP binding
Source: RefSeq, a predicted model, not a curated record